AUGGCUCCUAUUAUUUUCACGGAGGCUGCAGCGUGGCCUGCUAGUGAGGGUGAUUUCCCCGGCUCCAUGGUUCUCAUGGACGGUUUUAGUCGUGGCGUGGACAAUCCCACGAACGGCUGGAGCGGGCGAGGUGUGGAAGUUGGCGGACAUUACGGCAGCAUCGAUGGAAAACAACAUCCUGACGCUCGCUUUCCAUCGACGGACGAGCUCGUCAAGGCGGCUCAGAUGCACAGCAGCGACAAUCACGGCGACGCUCUAGCUCAAAUCGGACCUGGACUUAAUUGUGCUACUCCCUUCCUCGAAGACCCGAUGUUCGACGGAUUGCUGACCGGCGACGCGGCGAUUCACGACCCGGUAGCAUGGGCGGACCCCGCGCUUCGAUUUGCGGAGGACUUCUUCCCAUCGUCGGGAUUUGAUGGUAUCAGAAAUAACUUGUUUCAGCCCGAUGAUUUUCAUACGCCUGACCCUGCUGCCGCCGGGAUUCCUUUGACAAAAGGUGUUCACCAACCUCCACAACCAGUGGCACCGGAGCAGGAGGCUGAGAUUCAGAACCAGGGACGAAAUAAAAAGACUCCGCAGCAGCAGCGAUUGCUGGAGCAGUCUCUCUCGCUGGUGCAACCCUUGGUGCCCCGUGCUGAUAAACAGCAGCCGCAGCCUCAGCAGCAGCAGCAGCAGCCGCAGCAACAGCAGCAGCAAGAAAUGGUGUUGCGGCGGCCAAUGGCGCCGCAGGUGGCGCAGGGGAGCACGGGGAAUGCGAACGAGGUGCAGCAGCUGGUGCAGCGGAUAGGCCAGGGUCCAGGGCAGGGCGACGCGCAGCGGUUGAUAGAAUAUCUGCGCCUGCUGCAGCAACAGCAACAGCUGCAGCAGCUGCAGCAGCAACAGAUGCAUCAGCACCAGCAUACGAACGGGCAGCAGCAGCAGCAGCAGCCGCAGCAACAGCGACAACAGCAGCAGCAGCAGCAGCAACAGCAGGAGGCGGCAUGCAAGCGACCGUUGGUGGAUUCCGCGUUCCACCGCGAGUUCGAAUUCGACAGCAUGCCCGCCAUGCGCGCCGCCGAAAGCCGCGCGCUCGAGCGCGCCCUCACCGCGGCUGACAGGGCAGCGGCAGCGCCAGUAGCUUCCGCCAGUGUGCCACCCCGCGGAGCUGCGGAAGCAGCUGCCGAAAGGGCAGCAGCGCCGUUCUUGGCGGGGGUUGCGGGGAUGGCGGCGGACUCGGGGGGAAUGGACGGGGUGGUGGGGAUGACGGGGGGGACGGCGGGAUGGGCUUCCGCGACGGACGCGGACAUGGUAACGCAGCUGUUGGCGAAUUCGCGAAAGCCUCUGGCGACGGACAUGGACAUGGUUUCGCAGGUGCGGCUUCGCAUGGAGCCGUCGCUGCUGGCUUCGUUGGAUGCCAUGCGCGCGCACACGCAGCACCAGGCGCAGCUGCACGCGCUGCAGCAGGCGCAGCAGGUGCAACAGGCGCAACAGGGGUUGCAGGCGCAACAGGCGCAGCAGGUUCAGCACGGGCAGCAGGGGCAGCAGGGGCAGCAGGGGCAGCAGGGGCAGCAGCUGCAGCUGCUGCAGGCACAGGCGGGCAGGGCAGGGGGUCAGCCGUCCGUAACCCUCACCCCAGAACUGCAGCAUUACCUCGCUGCUGCCGGGAAGCUUCCUUCCGCGGACAAAAACCUCCCCAUCUGGGAGGCCCUCCGGGCGGCAUCCGCGCAACAAGCGCCGCCCGGUUUCGUCUGCGCUCCUGUUCCCACCCCUGCCAGAGCCUUCCCACCCGCCACUACCCUCCCACCCGCCGCACCCCUCCCGCGCAUCACGGCUAUCCCGCCUUCCCCCAGCAUAUUCGGUUGCACAGAGGACGUGCGCGCGGUGCACGCGCCCUCCGCGUCGGACGCGGAGCUGCGCGCGCGCCAGCUGCGCCUGGCGGAGGCGGUGGCCACCAGCGAGCAGGGGGAGAUGGCGGCGCUGACGAGCAUGCUGCGCGCGGACGCGACGCCCCAUGGCACGCCCAUGCAGCGCGUGGUGCACUACCUGCUGGGGGCACUGGGGAAGCGCGCGUCGGGGAGCCUCGGGGAGGAGUACGUGGUGGAGCCGCUGCAGACUGCCGAGGAGGAGGCGCUGAUCCUUGCCUUUGCAGCACGCAACCCACUCAUGCAGCACUGCUACACCACCAUGGCGUGCGGCAUCGUGGACGCGGUGGAGCACGACCCCCUCGUGCACAUCGUCGACUUCGCCAUGUGGGGCGGCCAGUGGCCCGUCGUCAUCCGCCAGCUGGCGGCCUCCGCCGCCCGCCGCCGCCGCGAGAGCUGCACCCACUGCUGCACUGCUGUCGGCGCUGCUGACCCCACUGGCGCCAGCAGCAGCAGCGGCAGCAGGAGCAGCAGCAACAGCAACGGCGGCGGCAGCAGCAGCGCAUGCCCUACGUGCACGGGCCCGCUCCCCCUCCACAUCCGCUACACCGCCGUCGAACCCCCUCCCGGCCAUCCCUGGGGCGCGGGUCCCAAGAUCCCCAUUCCGUUUCUGCAGGCGGAGGUGAGCGGCGCAGCAGCGGAGUGCGGAGUGGCGCUGAGCUUCCACCGCGUGGAGGCGCGGCCUGAGACGCUGCGGCCGCUUAUGCUGGGGAUUGAGCGCGGGGAGGCCGUGGUGGUGAACUGUGCGGGGCGGUUGGCUAAUCUGGCGGAUUCCACUGUGCUGCGCUCCAGCCCCAAGGACACUGCCCUCUCGACCAUCCUGCAGCUAGCGCCCAAGGUGGUGACGAUAGUGGAGUGGGAUGCCAACCACCGGCAGCCCUUCUUCCUGCACCGCUUCCGCGACUGCCUCGACUUCUUCUCCAAUGUCUUCCACUCCCACGAGCACCUCGCCUCGCGCGCCUCCUUCGGCCGCCGCGGCUUCGAGGAGCGAGUGCUCGCGAGGGAAAUGAUCAACCUGGUCGCGUGCGAGGGGCUGCAGAGGCUGGUGCGCGCCGAAACGCUGGAUCAGCUGCAUGAGAGGAUGCAGCGGAUUGGGUUUGCCGCCAAGCCGUUUUCCCGGAGGAGUAUGGCCGCGCUGGGGCAGAUGCUUGCGCCGUAUUCCAAGGGGUUUUCGGUGGUGAGUCAUCCGUUGGGGGGUGUGCAGCUGCUGUGGCAGGGGAAGUCCAUGCUUGGUGCGUCGUUCUGGCAUCCUGCUGUGGAAGGGGUGGCUCUGGGCUAG
This is a messenger RNA of Closterium sp. Yama58-4, 3180 nucleotides long. Lineage: Eukaryota; Viridiplantae; Streptophyta; Zygnematophyceae; Desmidiales; Closteriaceae. The record is from the annotation of a GenBank genome assembly.